Molecule: messenger RNA, 362 nt
Organism: Arabidopsis thaliana (thale cress)
Lineage: Eukaryota; Viridiplantae; Streptophyta; Magnoliopsida; Brassicales; Brassicaceae
Gene: LCR53
Product: low-molecular-weight cysteine-rich 53
Exons: 2
Coding region: 29-256 (75 amino acids)
Cellular component (GO): extracellular region
Source: RefSeq, marked reviewed
GUUUUUUACUCUAAAAUUUUUAUCAAAGAUGGCUAAAUCCACCAUAUUCGCUAUUUUCAUGAUCGUCUUCGUUCUAGGGAUGGUAACGAAAGAGACGAAAGGACAAGAAAUGUGUCGUGAUCUUUUAAUGAGAGCUAAAAACUGUGACGAUAGCACUUGUGCUACUCUGUGUAAGCAAAAAUGGAAAGGAAAUGGAUCGUGCUUCCCAAACGUAUAUAGAAAAAGCUGCCUCUGCACAUUUCCUUGCAAAACUUGAACUCUUACAAAGUCAAAUUGUAAUUUAUAAUAGUAAUAAAAUAAUGAUAAUAAAACUAAUGAUAAUGACAAUGUCACAAUGAUAAUGACAUGAAAUAAAAUUAAAC